Molecule: messenger RNA, 4618 nt
Organism: Xyrichtys novacula (pearly razorfish)
Lineage: Eukaryota; Metazoa; Chordata; Actinopteri; Labriformes; Labridae
Source: the annotation of a GenBank genome assembly
AUUCGUUCUGGAUCUCAACCAUGGACAGACUGAUGAUUCUGUUUGCUGUUGCCUUGUCUCUGGGGGCGGCUUCAGCAGCCACUGUAAGUCUGUGUUCAACUAACAGCUAUCUGCAAAUGUUUGAAUCAACCAAACAUGGUUUGAAUGCAAUAAUGUGGAUUUCUGAUUUGAACUCUCUUUGGUGUAUUUUGGGGGUAAUGUGUCAUGUCGCUGCUAUCACUUUAACAUUACAUGACCACCUGUAACCCUCUGUUAUUAGGAAAACAACAAAUCAAAUCUGAAAAUGGAAAAUUUCAUAAUUUCAUGACAAAUGUGUUUGCUCGCUGUAUACCUGUGAGCACGCGAACCAUAGGCCCUACGUUAAUCAUGUUUGCCAUGUUGCAUCACGUCCUGUUUGAACAACACUCUGUCAACGUUUGGUAACCAAGGAGACUGCUUUUUGGAGUUCUGAUUGCCUGAUCUAGGAUUUCGGCUGCUCAAAAGUUCACAGUCUUCAGUGUCAUAUUUCUGUGUUAUGAUGCAAUGAAUGGUUUAAUGGGUAACAAGUCAGGACUGCAGGCAGGCCUGUUUAGCAGCUAGCCUCUUCUUCUGCUACAGAGCCGUGCUGUUGUAAUGUGGUUUGAUAUUGUUUUGCUUUAAUAUGCAAACCCUGUCUCGAAAAGUACAUUGUCUGAAUAGCAGCACAUGAUUAUCUAAAACCUGUUUAUACUGUUCAGCAUUGGCGUGUAAGCUACUUAUACCACUCAUGUAUCCUCAUAUUUUCGUGGAUGCUGCCUUUAAAGUGGAAGGUCCCUGUCCUCUUUGGAGUAUAGGAUACCAACAAAUGUAUACCUCAGUUCAUCAGAGAAGUCACCGGCACUUUUGGAUCAGUCUUGUCUUCUCAUCCCCUCUUUGUAUGGUAGUUUUAUUCUGCAUUUGUGAAAGUAACAAUGUACCGUGUCCACAGAAAGUGGUUUUUGGAAAUGAUUCAAAGCCCAUGCAGUGAUUUCCAUAAUAGAGUCUUGCAUGUUUUUUUCUGCCUGAGGGUCUAAAGAUCACAGCAUUUGUUUCUAAGGCCGAGAAAGUCACUACUCUUUUGGACUCAGAGUUGUUCUGCAGUUUUAUUUUGUCAUUAAACUCCAAAACCAUUGUUCCAUUGUGUCCCUAGCUUGGUGUGGUACAAACAGAAGGCGGUAGGGUUCAGGGGAGAAACAUCCCCCUCGGCCUGUUCCGCUCUGUGGAUGUCUUCAAAGGAAUCCCCUUUGCAGCUAAACCUGAACUCCUGGAGAAACCCCAACCUCACCCAGGCUGGGAUGGUGUGUAAAUAUUUAUAUUAAAAAAAAAACUUAGAUUUGAAAAUGAAUAUUCCUUUAUGAAUAAAGCUAACAAUCAAUGUUUUUAUUCAAUUUUCAGGAGUUCUGAAGGCAACAAAGUUUGCUCAGAGAUGUAUGCAGAAGAGCAUACUCCAGACCUCUAGUUUUGGAAGUGAAGAUUGCCUCUACCUGAACAUCUGGGUUCCUCAUGGCAGACAGGGUAAAGUGUUUAUUUUUCUAUACAUUACUACAUUGAUACUGAUGAUACUGCUUCUAAUUUAAAGAAAAAUCUAUCUUCCUUUCUUUUCUCAGUGUCGUCAGAUCUCCCAGUCAUGAUCUGGUUUUAUGGAGGAGGCUUCAUGGUCGGUGGCUCUAUGGGUGCAAACUUCCUGAAUAACUACCUGUACAGCGGUCAGGAGAUUGCAGACAGAGGCGGUGUUAUCGUUGUGUCUGUUGGAUACCGUGUGGGAACUCUGGGCUUCCUCAGCUCAGGGGAUUCUGGCUUACCUGGUAAGAAGAGUUUUAAGGACUUGUUGGCUGUGGUGACUUCCUGAACUCAAGAUUUGUUUCCAUGACAGGAAAUUAUGGUUUGUGGGACCAGCAUGCUGCCAUCGCCUGGGUUCACAGGAAUAUCCGCUCAUUUGGAGGAGACCCUGAAAACAUCACUCUCUUUGGAGAGUCAGCAGGUGGAGCUAGUACCAGUUUCCAGGUGAGAAACCUACUAUUACAUGAGCACAAUACUCAUUAUUCUGACUUUUUGCUUUUGGAAUAAUUAGGAAAUUUAGUACCUGAAAGAGGCCAAAUCUCUUUACUUUUAGGCAAAGGAGUCAGGAAAACUGCAGUCCUGACUUUACCCACCAUGUAUCUCUUCACAGAGUCUCUCUCCCCAUAACAAAGGGCUGGUCAAAAGAGUCAUCUCCCAGAGCGGUGUUGCCCUUUGUCCAUGGGCUAUGAGCAAGAACCCUCGCAAGGUUGCAGAGCAGGUAUGUUCUUGUGUUUCAGACCCCAGUCCUUGGAAGUGGAUGUCUGAGGCAUGUUGGAAUAUUUGAUAAAAAGCUCAAUGUGAAUAUUCUAAGGUUAGAAACUGAGAGGCCUCAGAUCCCCCCACAGAGUAUGGGCCUGCAGAUUUUAUUUCCUCUUUAGCAGCUUGUUUCAACAUCGCAUUUGUUGCAUACUCAGAUUUCAUUAUCUCCUAAUAGAAAUUCUUUGGGUUAUUGCAGCACAAUUGCCCCAAUUCCCACACUGCAUUCAACUGUUUUAUUAUCGUGGGCACAGAUUGCUGAGGAGGUUGGCUGUCCUACUGAUGACACAAUGGUGGCCUGUCUGAAAUCAACAAGUGCUGAGACUCUCACCAUGGCUGCUCCCCUCAUCGAACAAGGCUCCCCAGAUUGUGAGAUUUCAUAUUCAUAACAACUCUCUCCAGAUGUAACAGCCAGUCAAAGCAACAUUGAGAUGCCAACAUGUCCAUGGUUUAAAACACUACCUGACCAAAUCUGUGUGACUUUACCCCAGAUCCAGGUGUGCUGAAUCUGCUUCUGUCUCCUGUUGUUGAUGGUGACUUCAUACCUGAUCAGCCAACCAACUUGUUCCACAAUGCAGCUGACAUUGACUACCUCGUGGGUGUUAACAGCCAUGAUGGUAAUCUUUUCACCUCACAGGACAUCCCAUCCUUGGGUAGCAAGACAAAGGAAACGCCAGUGUAAGGAAAAAUAUAUCGAAGUUUAACAAAAGGAGAGGAAAUCUAGUGACCUAAAGCGGCUGAACUGCAGAGUCCUUCUACUGAUAAACUUUAUUUUAACUGCAGUGAAGAUUUGAAGAGGCUCCUCGCUGCUUACUCCAAAGAGUUUGGGCAAGAUGGUGUGGAUGUUGCUUUUGCUGAGUACUCAUCCACCUGGGACUCACCUCCCAGCCAGGAGAACAUCAAGAGGACUGGUGUGGAUAUUGGAACAGACUACAUCUUUGUGGUUCCUGCACAGGUUGCCAUCUACCUGCACGCUGACAACGCCAGGUGAGACAAACUGUCUUUUGACUUGAAAAGUCCAGAAAGCAAAACUACAAUCAUGUAGGAGGAAGGAGACUCAUUCAGGGAGUGGGAGCGGUUUUGCAUACAUGUUUAUGCAAUUCACUCCAAUCACGUCACCAGAGGAGCAAAUUCAAAUCACCCUGUAGCAGCUAAGUUUUCCCAGGUUUGCCACAGAAACAAUACUGAGGCUUCACUUCCACAUUCUCAGGGCUAAGAAAUGGUCAACUUAUAAAUGUGUAGAAAACGAAUCAUAUGUUUUUCAGUGUUGUGCCUUUGGGAAGGCAUAUUUAUAACUUGAAAAUGGACCAAUAAAAUUCACAACUUUAUAAGGAUAGCUUCCGGCUUCUUGUGGAGCUGCUAAAGUACCAAAGAACCAGCUUUUUUACGCAUUCACACAAAUGAAAUCAGAUAUAAAGGUUAUUACUGUAGAUUGCAGAAGCUCAUAGUAAGGAGAUAACUCUGGGGCCACAAAGUAACUCAAUGUGAUUAUCAUAUAAAGAUUUAUUCCAAACACUGGCAAAAUAAACCAAUGAGUUUCCUUAUGUGCUUUUUAUAACAGGUUAGAGUUGAUUCAGAUUGCUGACAAAUGUUACUGGACUCAUAGACAUGCACUAGAGGGGGCAUAGAUGUAUAUAUGAAGAAUUAAAAGUUUUGCUGUGUUGCUGUAAUGUUGUACUGUCUGUAUAAACAAACUUGUGAUAAAGUCUGUGUUUAUCAGGUCUGGCCGUACCUUCUCCUACCUGCUGUCUGAGCCCAGUAUGAUGGCUGGACCUGGCAAACCUUAUCAUGACUGGGUGGGAUCAGAUCAUGCUGAUGACCUGCAGUUUGUGUUUGGCAAGCCUUUCACCACGCCAAAGGCUUAUGCAGACAGACACAGAGACCUGUCCAGCUAUAUGAUCGCUUACUGGACCAACUUUGCCCACACUGGGUAAAACAAACACUGCUUGCACAUCAAACAUUGAAGAAUUGCAUUAUUUUACAAAACUUCUCUUAAAAACUAACUGAACACUUACUUGGUAUUUAAUCGUCUAUUCGUUAAACAGCAACCCCAAUAAAGGAAACCUGAAGGCGCCUGUAUUCUGGCCUGAAUUCACCAGCAGUGGACCGAUGUACCUCGACCUCAACGGUAAGAUGGACGACAACUCUGUUGGACAGGAAAUGAGGCUCCGUUUUGUUCGUCUUUGGACCAGCGUCCUUCCCAGCCUUCCACCAUCAAACAUCACCACAGAUGAUGAGUGAUGCAUCAUGGGUCUAAAGACAAGAUUGCAACAAUCAGAAAAAAUAAACCGUGUGAAGAAAAAGA